This is a messenger RNA of Thelazia callipaeda (thelaziosis nematode), 1236 nucleotides long. NCBI's taxonomy places the organism in Eukaryota, Metazoa, Nematoda, Chromadorea, Rhabditida, Thelaziidae. The record is from the annotation of a GenBank genome assembly.
AUGGGAUCAGUCAUUAAGUUUUGUACUGAAGAUCCAACAGAAAUCACAUUUGUAUACGAUUGGCCAGUUCAGAUUUUCCAACCUGUUAAUGGUUUUAAUGUUUUUGGUGAUACCGAGACGUUUUGUACCAAUUACCGUAGUGCUAAUCAUGAAUGGAUGAUACAUAUGUACAGGACAAAUUUUGGUUUACCGUCAAGACCGAAAAUACAUUUAUAUUUGGAGCAGAGCAGAAUGAUAACAGCAAACCCAUCACCAGUAAAAUGCAAAUUUUCAUUCAAAUUACUUGGCGACACAUCCUUUUGUGGAAGUGUCAUCGCUGUUCGUUCCCUGACAACAUUUUCAUCGAUGGAUAGCUUUCGAGUACCAAGAGAUUCACGUUUUGUAGAAUUAUUGACAGAAUGUUUCACAAAUCAGAUGAAUAGUGGAAAAACGGUUUUGAUAACGGUCGAUCUUCUGUUCAACACGGAAUCAUUUAAUUUAGGCUUUAGCAGUUGGAUGAGUAUGGUUCCUGCACCACCUGCCGAUACUACUAAUGACUUUAGAUUCAAAGUUCUUUGCAGUGAAGAUGCUGAUUUUACAAUACAUUGUCGAGAUGGAGAUUUUAAAAUCUCAAAAAGUGCGCUAUUUUUGAGCUCUGAUUAUUUUCGAUUUUUAUUCACUGCAAGUGAUGAAGGACUUAUGUCAAAUGAACAGUCUGUACCAGAUUAUAAUUUAGAAUCAGUGCGAAAGGUAUUGGUAUUUAUGAUUACAGGAACAUUUGAAAUGCCAGAAAAUUUAACACCUGAACUAGCUCGGGAACUAAUCGAUAUAGCUAUGCAUUUUAAACCUUUAAAUCGAGAUGCUCUAAAAAAUACUAUACAUCGAGCACUUUGUGAACUUCUUGUGCAGGAUUUUUCAAUGCUUGAUAAAAUCGUUCAUUUUCUUGUUUUCGCGCAUGAAAUGAAUUUGUCACAGUUGAAGGCUAUGUGCAUAUCAAUUAUUGUUUAUGAGCAUUACAAACGAUUCAAACAAGAGUACAAUGAAGAGGCAACAGAUCCGAAUCGUCGAGCGCUUCAUGAACGUUUACGUCGAAGUGGCUUUUUACUCACUGUUUCUCCAUUAUCACGAAUUGAUACCGUUCGACGACAGUCUAUAAAAUGUAGACGUAUUUUCCGGUAUGGUGAAAAAACAACCUUGGAAACAUAUGACAAUAGGCCAGCAAGAAAUAAUAGUACUAUAUGGAAUGACAUUGACUGA